Macrosteles quadrilineatus (aster leafhopper) is the source of this 762-nucleotide messenger RNA. RefSeq lists its product as uncharacterized. The record is from RefSeq and is a predicted model, not a curated record. Bases 1 to 660 code for a protein of 219 amino acids. NCBI's taxonomy places the organism in Eukaryota, Metazoa, Arthropoda, Insecta, Hemiptera, Cicadellidae. The transcript has 4 exons.
AUGCGAGGCGCAGCCGAGUUUGGAUAUGCCCAGCUGCUCUGUACUGUACAGAGCUACACAGCCGCAGUCAGGCUGGGGAUUCCCACUCGCGAGUCGCGGUAUAUAUACUUGCGAGGCUCUGGUCUCAGUUCAACCAUUCCCUCUUAUCGGCUUGUCGGUCAUAUACAGACCUACUUCACUGCUAACCAAUAUCGCAAGAUGUUUUCCAUUGUGAUUGUACUAGCAACUGCUGCUACAGCUGCAUUUGGUCAAGGCACUUGUCCUCCAAGUUAUCCUCACUGCAGAUUGCAAAUGCAGAAUUGGCACCUCGGCCUGGACAGUGUCCGUCCCAGUGGUACCAUCGUCCACGGACACGCCAACACGCCAGUCUCACAGGCAGGACUGCAGGGGUCUGCACACGGGUCUCACGUGUUCGGCGGUCCUUACAACGGUGCGUCAACUGUCGGGGGUGGUGUCAACUACCAGCACCCAAGCGGCCUCCAGGGCGGCCUGGACGUCACUCACUCCAGAGGACAAGGGAACGUCGUCACAGGCAGUGUGGGUGGCAGCACCAAGCUCGGCCCCGGCACCCUGUCUAUCCAUGGGGCAGCCAACACCAUCCCUCACUCCAGCAAGGUGCAAGGCAGUGUGGGAGCCACCUACUCUGUACCUCUGCCUUGAACAUGUUACCAGUUUAAUAUUUAACCUGAUAUUUAGGUUUUAAACUCUUAUGUAUAGUGAUGGUGUAAUUCAUAUUGGAUUAAACACAUGCCAUAAACUUAA